AUGAAUCAUUAUAAAAAAAAAUUAGUUCUUUAAAAUGACUUAAAUCAUUUAUUGCUUCCAUAGAUUUAUAACUUCAGAUCUCUAAGUAUUAAUAAAGAAUCAAUAUUAUAUACUGAGGAGAAAGAAAAGAAAUAAGAUUAAAGGCAAGCUGAAAUACUAAAAUUCUCAUUUGUAAAUUCAAAUUACAAUCACUCAGAUAGAUUUCAUCCAAAACCAUAACAUAUGAUGAACAUUGAAAGAAGAAAAAAGAUGUUAAAGUUAUAAUUAAAGCGAGUAUGCGAUUCUUUUAAGAAAGUAUCUCCUCUUAGCAAAGAUUACGAAACUUUAUAAGAUAUUCAUUUCAUCAAAUACAAAAAGAUUGUUUGA
Paramecium sonneborni is the source of this 366-nucleotide messenger RNA. Lineage: Eukaryota; Ciliophora; Oligohymenophorea; Peniculida; Parameciidae. The record is from the annotation of a GenBank genome assembly.